AAUCUUUCAGCUGAAAUUAUCGUCUCAGGUUUUAGGGUUUUGUUGGAUCCCAAAUUCAGGAGGAAGAAACUAAGAUAUGAGAUUCAAUUGUUGCCACGUUUCCUUCGCUUUCCUUCUGAAAUUCUUGAAUUUCCUUCAAGGAUUCGUCGGAUUAUCGAUUGUAAUCUACUCGCUAUGGAUGCUUAAUCAAUGGAACCAUCACGUCCCCAUCGCUCCGCCGCCUCUAGCUCCGUCUCCGGCUUCUUCUCUCUCCCUUCUCUUCAAUUACCAGGCUCGGAAUGGGAUUUUUGAUGAUGCUACCCCCUUGAAUCUCGCCGCCGAUCUCGUCUCCGGGAUGGAUAACGGGCUUGCGUUUGAUUUGAAUUCCAUCAAGCUCCCUGCUCCCUGGUUCAUAUACUCUUUCAUGGGUGUGGGCAUUUUGUUGUGUUGCGUUAGCCUUAUUGGUUGCAUAGCAGCUGAAGUGAUAAGUAGCUGCUGCCUCUGUUUUUACACUCUUCUUAAAAUUGUGCUCAUUCUACUGGAAGCAGCUUUGGUAGCAUUUAUUGCAAUUGAUCGUCACUGGGAGAAGGAUCUCCCAUUUGAUCCAACAGGAGAACUUGAUAGUCUUCGAUCAUUCAUUGAAAGCAAUAUUGAUAUAUGUAAGUGGGUUGGAAUCACCAUAGUCACAAUUCAGGUGUUGUCUCUGCUGUUAGCAAUAAUUUUGCGGGGUAUGGUUUCUACUCAAAAGGAAGAUUUAGAUGGUGGGGAUGAUUAUGAAAAUGUUAGGGGUAGAACUUAUGAGCCACUUCUAAAUCCUCAGUUAAGCCAAACAUCUAGCUCAGCCAAAGCAGAGACUAGAGGAACACACUCUGACAUUUGGGGUUCACGAAUAAGAGAAAAGUAUGGAUUGAACAGCAGUGAAAAGUAUUCCUUGCUAAACCAGAAUGCAUCAGCCAGUGUGAAAUCAAAGUAGUAAUUGUUCUGAAAAGAUUCAUCUUCUCCUGGUAUCAAAUAUAUAACGUUGUUUUUAAUCUUUUGAUUCUUUGCUUUCGUGAAGGAAGUUAUGAUAUGUAUAUAUAUCUCUUAAACAGUCUGCUUGUUAAGUUGCUUUGUACUGAUGAAACAAUUCUCCUAAUUGGCUAUGGUGUUUGAUAAUAGACUCUGAAGAAUGAGAGCCUGUUCUUUGAUCUAAUACAAUUCUCUCACUGUC
Messenger RNA from Rubroshorea leprosula, 1189 nucleotides. Lineage: Eukaryota; Viridiplantae; Streptophyta; Magnoliopsida; Malvales; Dipterocarpaceae. The record is from the annotation of a GenBank genome assembly.